Sycon ciliatum is the source of this 3142-nucleotide messenger RNA. RefSeq names its product molybdenum cofactor sulfurase-like. Gene Ontology annotation, biological process: Mo-molybdopterin cofactor biosynthetic process. The transcript is spliced from 12 exons. Gene Ontology annotation, molecular function: pyridoxal phosphate binding; molybdenum ion binding; molybdenum cofactor sulfurtransferase activity. The coding region runs from base 214 to 2868 and encodes 884 amino acids. NCBI's taxonomy places the organism in Eukaryota, Metazoa, Porifera, Calcarea, Leucosolenida, Sycettidae. The record is from RefSeq and is a predicted model, not a curated record.
AGCUAGCGCUGCAUGCUGUGGAUGUGAGCUCUCAACACGACUGUCGACAUGUGUUUGAAUGAGCACGACUCGCCACGCGGCAUGCAGCGCGCAAGAGGAAGAAACCUUAACCUGCGCAUGCAUUUAUUUCAGGGUUGGUCAUUUCUCCACUCGUUGUUACUGGCUUACUACCCCGUGUGGGAUGGUUAGAGUAUUUAUCUUACUUUCAGGGACAUGGAGACGACUAUGUAUGAUGUCGAGAGAAUAAGGAGGCAGGAAUUCUCUCGCCUGAAGGAUACCGUGUACGUGGACCAUGCUGGUGCACCGCAGUAUGCGGAGAGCUAUGUCCGACGCCACUGUGAGCAGCUGUGUACGAACAUCCUGGGUAACCCGCACAGCUCCGCGAGCACGUCCAGCGAGCGUAGCGCCGGGCUAGUGGAUGGAGCUCGCCAUCGCUUGCUGCAGGAACUGGGCACGAGCAGCGAUGAAUACAGUGUCGUCUUUACGGCAGGCUGCACGGCCUCGCUCAAUCUUCUCUCGCAGUGUUUCCCGUGGAGUUUCACCGAUGCUCAUCAACCCGCAUCUAGCACCAUGACCAACGAAGACAAUUCUAGCGGCGAUAGAGGGCAGUGCUCGUGUGAUAACCGAAGCGUGCUGGCCUACCUCGCCGACAAUCAUACGUCGGUAGUAGGAAUGCGAGGUGAAGCUUGGAAACAGGGUGCACAUGUCACCUGCUUCUCAACCAAGGAUAUUGAGCAAAGCAGGAGCGUGCACGAACUCUUGAAACGAGGUGAGGUGAUCCAUCAGCAGUGUGAGAUGUCCACACCAGUUGUUACUGGAGCAGAGCAACAUCACGCACGCCUAUCAGAUGAAGGGCGGAGGGUGCAUAGUUCUGAUCACGGUUCCGAGUCCGGCUGCAUCAGUUCUGGCACUGACCUAAGUUCAUCGGGCUGCAGCAGCUGCGAUACAAUACGCCGUCAACGGCACUGUCUAGUUGCUUAUCCUCUGCAGAGCAACUUCAAUGGUGCCAAGUACCCGCUAUCCUGGUGCCGGAGAAUCCAAUCGCCUCCAGUGUCGGCAACUGACAAGAAUUCAAGUCUAGAAAGUGGUAUAGGUACUUGUCCUAGUAUCCACGGGCAUGUUUUGCUGGAUAUUAGUGGUGCUAUUGGCACAUCACUUGUUUCCCUGAGCGGUGAAGAUCAACCACACUUUGUCGUCCUCUCGCUUUACAAGUGGCUCGGCUACCCAUCCGGCCUGGGAGCGCUGCUGGUUCAUCGAGAUGUGUCGAACUUGCUGAGGCCGUCAUUCUUUGGCGGUGGUGCAGUGGGUGCUUACAGUCCACACAGCGCGUUUGCCGAGCCAAGAGCAUCGGUCAGCGCGAGAUUGGAGCAUGGAACAGUAUCGUUCCUGAGUCUAGCUGCUUUGCAGCAUGGGUUUGACACUCUGUUCUCCUUGGUAGACAACAUGGCAGCAGUUGAGAAGCACACACACCAGCUAGCAAGCUUAGCCUACGCACAGCUGACGUCCAUGUGCCACUCCAACGGCAAGCCGGUGGUGGAGGUGUAUUCGUCAACGGCGUAUCAGUCAUCGGCCGUUCAGGGACCUGUCGUUGCAUUUAACCUGCUGCAGCCUGAUGGGACCUAUAUAGGAAACAAUCAGGUUGGGAAGCUGGCAGCUGCUCAUGACAUUCAACUACGCACCGGCUGUUUCUGUAACAUGGGUGCAUGUCAACGCUGGCUGGGAUUGUCGGACGAGCGCAUACGUCAUCACUGGGCGUCUGGACACCAGUGCGGUGAUGAAAUGGAUAUGAUUGACGGACGCCCAACUGGUGCUGUACGCAUCUCAUUCGGCUAUAUGUCCAAUGUUGCUGACGUGAUGGCCGUCGUCAACUUCAUCAGAUCUUGCUUCCUUGUCACGGAACCAUCAUCGACUCGAGCCUUGGCUGAAGCAAGCGGCGGUGAAGGGACAGCAGCAGUGGAGUCCGAAUCUGGUAAAGAACUUUGCCUAGUUUCCCUCGCCCUUUAUCCAAUCAAGUCCUGUGCUGCGUUUGAGGUAUCUGAAUGGACGGUCGGUGAGAGUGGAUUUCUCUACGACCGUUCCUGGGCGGUAGUGAAACCUGGCAAUGUCGUGCUCACUCAGAAGCAGUGUCCAGCGCUGGGCAAAGUGCGGCCCGUAGUCGAUCUGGCACGGUCUCUUCUCCUUGUUCACUGCGAUGGCCAGACCACUCUAGAGGUUCCCCUGCAUCAGGCAGUGUUGGAUGAUGCAACAACCAAGUCUAUCAGAACCCGUGUAUGCGGUAACAGUGUUUGUGGCUGGCACUGCGGUGAAGAGGCAGCUGCAUGGUUCAGCCAUGUCCUGGGGCAAGGCUGCUUUCUACUUCAGCAGGACAUGCCCAACAACAGAGUGUUAGUCGGCGCAUCGCUGAAAAGUGCUGAAGAGCAGGGAAACAGCACAGUGCCCGUGUCACUGUGUAACAUGGCACCGUUCCUCUGCCUCAGUCUUGCCAGUGUCAACGACUUGCACCGGCAAAUGUCGCUCUCCGAGGACAUGCCUUCACUCAGUGCCAAUCAACUUCUUGAGCGGUUCCGCGGCAACCUGGUCAUAUCCGGCAGUGGUGUACCGUAUGAAGAGGAUACUUGGACCCAUGGGCAGAUCGGUGAUCUCAACUUCAAGAGUGUAGGCCCAUGUACGCGCUGUAGAAUGAUAUGUAUUGAUCCGGACACCGGUCAGCGUCACCCUGAGCCGCUGAGGACACUUGCACGCUGCCGUGGAAAGCAGAUGACGUUCGGUGUGUACAUGUACUGCACGAGCUACCAGCCCGGCAGCCAGAAGGCAACUGUUCUCCGUGUUGGCGACAAGGUAUCUUUUCUUGCCGGUGAACACUCUUAGUUGAACCUGCCGCCUAUGGAAAAUAGUGGGCACAGGCUAGAUCAUGUAUGCAGUGCCAUACUAUGUUUAACUUAUGCUGCCAAAUAACUAGUUCUUACUGUACAGUCAUGCUCUAUUCUUCGUCCUAGAAAGUUAGUUCUAGGCAGUAGUAUGUUUUAUUUAGGAAAUAGGAUGCUACGAGAGGUGAACACCCAAGUCCUAUAUUUUAGAGCAUUUCCAAUUUUGAACCAGCUGCAAAAAUACAGUUUUUUGCCUUGUUGUUUGGCUUGAUUCA